Molecule: messenger RNA, 1105 nt
Organism: Ficedula albicollis (Collared flycatcher)
Lineage: Eukaryota; Metazoa; Chordata; Aves; Passeriformes; Muscicapidae
Gene: BATF3
Product: basic leucine zipper ATF-like transcription factor 3
Exons: 4
Coding region: 1-654 (217 amino acids)
Biological process (GO): regulation of transcription by RNA polymerase II
Cellular component (GO): nucleus
Molecular function (GO): DNA-binding transcription factor activity, RNA polymerase II-specific; RNA polymerase II cis-regulatory region sequence-specific DNA binding
Source: RefSeq, a predicted model, not a curated record
AUGUCACAGGAGCGCGGCGGGCAGGAGCGGCCGGAGGUGAGCGGCGCAGCCUGGAGAGGGGAGAAACCGCGGGGUUUAUUUCUGCAGGCGAAAGAGCGACUCGGGCCUCCCGGAGGGGCGUCGAACCCAGCCGGCUGGGGCUCUCCGGGGGGAUUUUCAGGCAGCUCCUGCCCGGCAGCGCCGUGCCCCGGACUUUCCCCCGCGAAAGCGGCGCUGCGGGCCGGGCGCGGUGGUCGCCAUGUGACGGCCAUGUGGGCGGCGGCACCUGGCGCGGCUCCCCCGGCCCGGGGCGGGGUGUCCUGCGGGGUCCCGGCGGGGGCCAGCGCGCUGCCCCGGGGCGCGGCGGCCGAGGGCGGCCAGCAGAGUCAUGAAGAAGAUGACAGAAAAGUAAGGAGGAGAGAAAAAAAUCGAGUUGCUGCACAGAGGAGCCGGAAGAAGCAAACUCAGAAAGCAGAUAAACUUCACGAGGAAUAUGAGUCUCUUGAGCAAGAAAAUACCUCCCUGAAAAGAGAAAUUGGAAAGCUAACAGAUGAAAUGAAACACUUGAGUGAAGUGUUGAAGGAUCAUGAAAAGAUCUGUCCACUAUUGCACUGCACCAUGAACUUUAUGACCAUACCAAGGCCUGAUGCACUUGCCAGCUGCCUACCAAGAUGAGUGCUCCCCUCAAUCACCUCUAAAUGUGAUGUGUGAAAGUGCCAUUAACGGAACGUUUGAAGAACUGCCUACUUAGUGUGCAGUUCUUCCAUCAAAGAGGGCUGGACUCGACCACGACCACGCAGCUCUCCUCCACGUUGAAAUGUUACAGUCUUUGAAUCUCAGGAAAACACCAGUAUGGAAAAAAAGACAAUUUGAACAGCAGCUUCUAACUUGGUAGACACUUCAAGCCAUGGUUUUGCCUUUGGAAAUGUCAAAGUGCCGUGCAGCCCACUAUAGAGCGAUGGAAUGUAGACAGGGAAAAGUACCGACCUCAGGCUGGGAUGCCUUUCUCCCACACAUCCACUGCCAGUAGCCCUUUGUCACUUGUCACCCGUGUAUGUCAUGAUCUGGCUGCUGGGUUUUAUCUCUCUGAACAGGUUUGGUUAAUAAAAGCGAUGUCUCAUCUUUA